GAAUCCUUCACCUGGGUGGUUGAUAUCUCCAGUGCUCAGCAGAUAUGGCACCAGUGACCAGCGCUCUCAUUCUUCUCAUUCUGUUCUCUGCAGGAUCCUUAGCAGACAACCAUGACAAACCACCAUCAGAGAAACCUGGAAAAUGUCCACCAGGAGAUCCAUUGGUACUAUGUGUAGAUCCAUUUCCUGAUGGAGAAUGCAAAUCGGACAGGGGCUGUGAUGGAAACCAGAAGUGCUGCAGGGAUAUGUGCACUCCGACAUGCAUGAAGCCCUUCACAGAGAAACCUGGAAAAUGUCCACCACAAGAUCCAUCGGUAAGAUGUACUUUUCCAUCUCUUAACAAAGCGUGCUACUCGGACAGUGACUGCGGUGGAAACCUAAAGUGCUGCAAUAAUCCGUGCAAUCCGACAUGCAUGAAGCCCUUGACAGGAUGAGUGGUUGGAAGAUUAUCGGCAAAUAAAGUGUUGACCAAGGAUAACCACAGAAGGAUAGGCUUCCUCGUAUUGUAGAUCUGCAGUGAUCAGUGGAUCAUGGAUCGGCCUCUAUAUAUCUGUCAUAUAAACUUGUCUUGUGCGUUGCAAAUGAAUAGGGUUAUUGUUCUCUACCGCCAUGAUCAGUUUCGCUUAUCACUGAUUGUGACAUUUUGCUUUUAUAAGUUUAUUAACACAUUUAUAGGUUGUGCAGGAAGAAAUUUCUGAUCAGAAAAUCUGUAGAAUUUUGAUUUAUUGUAAUGUGACUCUUUUCUUACAUCAGAUCUGGAGGUUCCAGAGUCAGUUUCUGUAAUCAGGCUUAGCUUCUCCGUCUUCUAUUAAUAAAUCGGUGAGAUGCAGGGAUGAGA
Bufo bufo (common toad) is the source of this 838-nucleotide messenger RNA. Its product is annotated as antileukoproteinase-like. NCBI's taxonomy places the organism in Eukaryota, Metazoa, Chordata, Amphibia, Anura, Bufonidae. The transcript has 4 exons. Gene Ontology annotation, biological process: antibacterial humoral response; innate immune response. Gene Ontology annotation, molecular function: peptidase inhibitor activity. The coding region runs from base 45 to 434 and encodes 129 amino acids. The record is from RefSeq and is a predicted model, not a curated record. Gene Ontology annotation, cellular component: extracellular region.